AAACCGCGAGGAAGAAGACACGGUUGGGGCGAGGAAGAAGACACGGUUGGGGCAAGGAAAAAAAGGGCCAGAGCUAGGGUUUGGCUCCCGCCAUGGCAUCCACCUCCCCGCGCCGCUCGGGUGACCUGUCGUCCCCGUCUUCGCCGCUCCUCCCCUCCCCGACCUCCCCCGCUGCUGGCGGUGCCGGCGGCGGGCUGCUCGGGCGGCUCACGAGCCUCCGCGGCGCGGCGCGGUUUAUCCGCCGCUCGGGGAGCCGGCGCUUGAUGCGGGAGCCAUCAGUGGCGGUGCGGGAGACGGCCACCGAGCACCUCGAGGAGCGCCAGACCGACUGGGCCUACUCCAAGCCCGUCGUCGUGCUCGACGUGCUCUGGAACCUCGCCUUCGUCGCCGUCGCCGCGGCCGUGCUCGCGGCGUCCCUGCGGGAGCGACCCGCGGUGCCACUCCGCGUCUGGCUCGCGGGCUACGUGCUCCAGUGCCUCCUCCACGUCCUCUGCGUCGCCGUCGAGUACAGGCGCCGCCGCAGGGAGGCGCGCGGAGGGGAGGACCAGGAGGCCGCGGGUGAUGGGGAUUUCAAGCUCAGUAUUGUGAAGCAUUUGGAGUCUGCAAACACGAUGUUUUCGUUCAUAUGGUGGAUCAUUGGCUUCUAUUGGGUAUCUGCAGGUGGUCAAGCUUUAUCUCAUGAUGCUCCUCAACUAUACUGGCUCUCCAUCAUUUUUCUGGCAUUUGAUGUUUUCUUUGUGGUCUUCUGUGUUGCCUUGGCUUGUGUGAUUGGUAUCGCUGUUUGCUGCUGCCUUCCUUGCAUUAUUGCUAUCUUAUAUGCUGUAACUGAUCAGCAAGAGGGAGCAUCUGAAGAAGACAUAAACAACCUUUCCAAAUUCAAAUUUCGGACAAUGGGUGAUGCUGACAAGCUAGUUGCUGGCAUUGCAGCACCUGUGGGUGGAGUGAUGACCGAGUGUGGUACCAAUCCUCCUGUCAAACACAUUCUUUCAGCUGAGGAUGCAGAGUGUUGUAUCUGCAUGUGUCCUUAUGAAGAUGGCGCGGAACUGCGUGAGCUCCCAUGCAACCAUCACUUCCACUGCACCUGCAUAGACAAGUGGCUCCACAUAAACGCGACAUGUCCACUGUGCAAGUUCAAAAUUGUCAAGAGCAACCUUGGCAGAGAAGAAGUCUAGGUGUCACAUGAUAAAACAGCCCAAGGCUGCGCUCUGCAGUAGUACUGCGUACCGAGUUGUGAUUCCCGGUGGUGUAAUUACGAGGUAUUGGUGAUGCACACAGAUGGUUGCCGAAGUUGGUUCUCUCGUUAGGUCUUUUUAGCGGUUUCUUGCAGCGAUUGUACAUCAUCCUCCUUGGUUCGACUGCAUUGCGAUUGUCCUCUCAUUUACGUCGUGUUGGACUUGGAAAUGCAGUCAUUUGUAAAAUGUCUCAUGAACUGGAGAUUCAGUUUCGCAAUACAGAGUUUCCCUGUACGGUUGGUGUAAA
Molecule: messenger RNA, 1479 nt
Organism: Phragmites australis (common reed)
Lineage: Eukaryota; Viridiplantae; Streptophyta; Magnoliopsida; Poales; Poaceae
Product: E3 ubiquitin-protein ligase At1g12760-like
Exons: 5
Coding region: 93-1172 (359 amino acids)
Source: RefSeq, a predicted model, not a curated record